Molecule: messenger RNA, 1166 nt
Organism: Cuscuta campestris
Lineage: Eukaryota; Viridiplantae; Streptophyta; Magnoliopsida; Solanales; Convolvulaceae
Source: the annotation of a GenBank genome assembly
CGCUAUUCACCCCCCCUCUAGCGUUGGGCCUUUAUUCUAACAAUUGGUAUCAGAGCCUUACUCUCUAUAAGACUUAACCGUUUGAGAGAAACGAUCAAUGGCUUCAACUCAAAGUUCAUACGCAGGUUUAGGUGAAGGGCAAUCCACCACAAGGCCUCCGUUGUUUGACGGAACGAACUACACCUAUUGGAAGGAGCGGAUGAGGAUUUACAUCCAAUCCACCAACUUUCUCCUUUGGAGAAUUAUCAAGAAUGGUGAAGACGUGCCAAUGAAGAAGGUCAGGGAAACCAACGUUCCUAAGACCGAGAAUGAGUAUGAUGCACAAGACAUCAAGAAAGUGGAAAACAAUGCCAAGGCCAUCAAUAUCAUCUAUUGUGCCGUAAACCCGGAUGACUACCGGAAGAACUCUUGUUGCACCACCGCGAAGGAAAUGUGGGACAAACUAGAAAUCACCUACGAAGGUACGGAUCAAGUCCGAGAAGCUAAAAUUGAUUUUCUAACCCAUGAAUAUGAAUUGUUUCGUAUGAAGGAGAAUGAGAAAAUCGAUGAGAUGUUUGAACGAUUCUCCAAAAUUGUCAAUGAUCUCCAUGCUCUCAAGAAGACGUACACGGACAAGGAGCUUGUGAGAAAAAUCCUGCGAAGUCUCACACUGGAGUGGCGGUCCAAAGCCGAUGCCAUCCAAGAGUCCAUUGGUAUCACCAAUGUCACCAUUGACGGGCUUAGAGGUAACCUCAAAACCUAUGAGUCUACCAUUUUAUUCCCCUCUUUAGGUGAACAAAAGAAGAAGGGGAUUGCACUCAAGGCUUCCUCAAGCCAAGAACCCGCCAUGGAGGAAUCAAGCGAUGAAGACAACGAGUUCGGGCUCGUCAUCAAGAAAUUCCACAAGUUCAUGCGCGAGUAUGAACGAAAGGGUAAAAAGCAUGGAGGACCACCCAAGUGCUAUGGGUGUGGAGAAGUUGGGCAUAUCAAGCCAAAAUGCCCAAAUGCCAAAAACGAGAAGGAGAAGAAAUCGUUCAAGAAGCACCGAGCUUACAUCUCGUGGGGAGGUGAUUCCGGCGACGAAUCAUCGGAAGGAUUUAAAGAAACAACUUACUUCCAUAGAGAAGGAGGUUGAUAAAUUAUCAAAAGAUAAUGAAAAACUUAAAGAAGAAAAUAAGUUUUUCGGA